AUGGCGAAGAGCGACCACACCACGCCCCUGAAUAUCGCCUACCUUGGCCCCGAAGCCUCAUUCUCCCACCAAGCAGCCAUUGAAGUCUUUCAAACCUCACCAUCGUCUGGCCAUGCCGUCUCUUUACACCCACUCCCUUCCUUCUCGGCCAUAUUCUCGGCAAUUCAAUCCACGGAGGACUCUGAACAAACUGCACGCUAUGAUUUUGCGGUCGUCCCUAUAGAAAACAGCACCAACGGGUCUGUCGUCCAGGUCUUUGACUUGCUGGCCCGGUGCGGUCACUCCCCAACUCUCUACCCUGACUUGGAAGUCUGUGCGGAAUAUUAUCUUCCUGUACACCACUGCUUGUUCGUCUCGCCUCCUUCAGAACCAUUUCCAACUUCCUCUCAGCCCUCGGAACAAUUAGACGAGCUCAAGGAGGGAUUGCUCCACUCGGUUCGCACACUGUACACUCAUCCACAAGUCUGGGGUCAGUGUAACCGUUAUCUUUCCAAAUAUUUCCCCCCCAACGUCGUGGAGCGAAUUGACGUGGGAAGUACCUCUGCUGCUGCUCAGCUGGUUGCUCGCGAGUCCCAAGCCCAGACCCAGAGCGGCAAGCCCAACACGGUCGAGGGGAUCAGUGCAUCCAUCAGUCCAAAGCUCGCUGGAGAAAAGCAUAAGCUCCUCUGCCUGGCGGAGAAUAUCGAGGACGAGCCAGGGUUCAACACGACGAGAUUCCUUGUCGUGCGAAAACGGAAGGACCAGAGACAGUCCGAAGAAUUUCAAGCCUCCUUAUUUCUGCACAGUAACGAUGUUACCGAUUUAAGAUAUAAAUCCUUUAUCUCUUUCACUAUCCCACAUUCUCAACCAGGCAGCCUGGCCGAUGCAUUGGCGGUCUUUAAACACUACGGGUUUAAUCUGACGAGCAUUGACACCCGGCCCAGCAGGACGCGGAACUGGCAGUAUGUGUUCUUUGUGGAGUGUGAGGAGGCCACCUCAAGUCAACUUAACCGUGCAGUUGCGCACGUCCGUAGGGCUAGGGACGACGUACAGGUUGGAGACGAGGACGGCAGAGGCAAAACCAAUCUUAUCAAGAUGCUCGAAGAGCUAGGCAAGUUCACUGAGACUUUGAGAUAUCUUGGGAGAUUUGUGGAUCGAUUGCCUAGGGACCAGCAAGAAGAUGAACCAGAAGGGUGA
Messenger RNA from Fonsecaea multimorphosa CBS 102226, 1176 nucleotides. RefSeq lists its product as uncharacterized. The transcript has a single exon. Gene Ontology annotation, biological process: L-phenylalanine biosynthetic process. The coding region runs from base 1 to 1176 and encodes 391 amino acids. NCBI's taxonomy places the organism in Eukaryota, Fungi, Ascomycota, Eurotiomycetes, Chaetothyriales, Herpotrichiellaceae. The record is from RefSeq and is a predicted model, not a curated record. Gene Ontology annotation, cellular component: cytoplasm. Gene Ontology annotation, molecular function: chorismate mutase activity; prephenate dehydratase activity.